UUCAUAAACGGAUAUGAUAAACCAGCGCUGAAUACACCGGAGCAGCGACAACAGUCAGCUCUGACAAUGGCGGAAGAGGACGACGCAAGGAUUCGGAUUUUACAGAGCCUGCGGGGUAAAAUAUGUGAAGCUAAGAACCUAGGUCCAGUCUCAGGUCCAAAUAGACAAAGGGAUCUCUGCACCUUUUCCACCAUAAGUCUGGAUCAGGAGGAGGUGUUCCGCACCAAGGUGUUUGACAAAAGCGUCAGCCCUUUCUAUGGAGAGGACUUCUACUUUGAGAUCCCACGUCCAUUUCAGUGUUUAUCCUUCUACGUUUAUGCCAAGAGCGUUUUCCAAAGGGACCUACCUGUUGGUAAGGUGUCAAUCCGGAAGGAUGAUCUGUGUAAAUACAGUGGGAAGGAGCACUGGUUUAGCCUUCAGCCAGUAGAUCCUAACUCAGAAGUCCAGGGUAAGGUUCACUUGGAGAUGCGAUUGAAUGAAGUGAUCACAGAGAACGGCUCAAUAGGUCAACACUUACUAGUCCGGAUAAUAGAGUGCCAGGGACUGCCUUUGAUCAGUGGGCAGAACUGUGACCCGUAUGCCACCGUGUCACUUGUUGGACCUGCCAGGUCCGACCAAAAGAAAACAAAGGUAAAGAAGAAAACCAGCAACCCUCAUUUUGAAGAGACCUUCUUCUUUGAGGUCACACGGUCCAGCAGCUACUCUAAAAAGUCUCAUUUCCAAGUGGAGGAGGAGGACAUUGAAAAACUUGAGAUCAAAGUUGAUUUGUGGAACAAUGAGAAUCUGGCUCAGGAUGUGUUUCUGGGGGAGACGCGGGUCCCUGUCAAGAUCCUGCGAAGUGACCACAUCCACAAAGCCUGGUAUCUCCUCCAGCCCAAAGGGAAUGGCAGCAAGCCCAAGUCUGAUGAUUUGGGAUCCUUGCGUUUGAAGCUGACCUACAUAGAAGACACAGUGCUGCCAUCUGACUGCUACACACCACUCUGCAACCUGCUGCUCAAAUCCCCAGAUGUGAAGCCCAUCUCGGCGUCAGCAGCACACAUCUUGGGGGACAUCUGCAGAGAGCGAUACGAGGCUGUUCUGCCCACGGUUCGACUGCUGCUCCACCACAAUCGAUUUGUGCCUUUUGUCUCUGCUGUGGCAGCGCUAGAGCUGGACAACACUCAGGAGGCUAACACUAUAUUCCGUGGCAACUCCCUGGCAACACGGUGCAUUGAUGACAUGAUGAAGAUUGUGGGAAAAAAUUACCUGGCUGUUACCCUGAAGCCUGUAAUAGAUGAGAUUUGUGAAUCCAACAAAACAUGUGAGAUAGAUCCCAUUAAACUAAAGGAAGGCGACAACGUGGAGGUCAACAAGGAGAACCUUCAGGGUUAUGUCCAGAAAGUCUUUUCCUCCAUCACCCAGUCCAGUUCCAGCUGUCCCCCACUUAUGUGUGAUGUCUUCAGGUCACUGAGACACUUGGCCUGUAAACGCUUCCCAGCUGACCCUCAUGUUCAAUACUCAGCUGUUAGCAGCUUUGUGUUCCUGCGGUUCUUUGCUGUCGCUGUGCUUUCUCCACACUCCUUCCAACUUCGUUCCCACCAUCCUGAUCCUGAGAUUUCCCGCACUCUCACACUCAUCUCAAAAACAAUCCAGACUCUGGGCAGCUGGGGUAGUUUGUCCAAAAAACUGUCUAGUUUCAAAGAAACCUACAUGUAUGACUUCUUCAAAUCAUUCCAAGAAGACAAAUGCAUCGAAAAAGUUAAAAAGUUUCUUGAUGAGAUCUCCUCUAACGUCAGCAAGGAGUCCAGUGGGCUGGAGGACGCAGUGGUUCUCAAGGAGGGGGAAGUACAGAAACGAGCCCAGGGGAGAAAACGCCUUGGCAAGAAAAACUUUAAAAAGAGAUGGCUCAGUGUGACCAACAGGGAGCUCUCCUACCGUAAACAUAAAGGGAAAGAAGCCCUCUGCGUCAUCAAUGUCAAAAAUAUCCAGGCGGUGGAGAAACUGGAUGAAAGUGCCUUUAACCGCAAAAAUAUGUUUCAGGUGGUCCACUCUGAGAAGCCUCUGUAUGUGCAAGCAGGAAACUGUGUAGAGGCCAGUGAGUGGUUGGAGGUCCUGGGUCAGGUCAUCCGCUGCAACGAGGGACGCCUGGCCACCUUCCAUCCAUCAAAUUACACCAGUGGAGCCUGGCAGUGCUGCAAAAGCCAGAGUAACAACGCAGCAGGCUGUAAGCCGUGCACAGUCACCGUGCUGGCCAACCUGCAGUUGGACAUAGACUGUGACCGGGAAACAGAGAGAAUUUUCUCCCUCCUCUCCUCAAACGAUACCAAGCUCCAGAGCAUGGAGGAUGCAUGUGCCAGUAUGGCAGUGUACCAGGGCCCUCAGCGGGAGCAGGAGGAGUACUCCAAGUUCACUAUUCAGGAACCCAAAGAGACCUUUCAGACACUCAAACAACUCCGAAACAUCAUGGAGGAACUUCAGAGGCAGCACAACAUCAGGAGCGACACCACAGCACAGUACGGGAGCCUGGACAACCCCAUAGUAGGAAAAACCUCUUAACCAGGGCGGGGAGGUGUGGCCUGAGACAGCCAUACCAGCAGGUGUCAGUACACCACAGAGAGAACGCCCACUGGUGUGUCCCAGUGAUGAACGAACGAUACACCCUGACCUCCAGACAUCAUGAGUCCACUACAGCAGUGACAGCCUAAGAACGGGAACCAGAACGAGCUUGUGAGCUUUUCCAGGAUCUCUCCUCAGUCCUUGAAAUGAACAAACCCUUAGGUGUUGUCGUUUUCUUUGGCAGUUCGUCCUCUCAUCUCCUCUUCUCCUCUGCGUUGCGGGUCCCUUAUUAAGAGACUCUUUUCCUUGUCUUAAUUUAUGUCCUCUUUUUACAUCCACAGCUGUGUGAAAAAGGCAUCAUUAGAUGGUGUGUGAAUAGGCUGCUAAUUUUUUUUAUUCACCCAGUUUUAUAUCAACAGCUGUGAUGAUGCUCUCCCAAAUCUUUUAAGAUUUUGCUCUGACAUCUGUCCUUCGACUUGAUUGAUAAUCAUUAUCUUUCUGGAGGAUUGUCCUGUAUUUGUGCCCCUUUUAUCUUUCUCUACUCUUCUAGUGUCCUUCCUCUUCUGAACAAAUGUAUAUAUAUAUUUUCAGAGGACAGUUGAGUAGAUGAAACCGAUCUGCCUUACUUUGAUGGAUGUUUCUUUCACAUUAAAUGCUGAGGGAAUAAUGCAGAAGCACUUUAAAUAUUUGGAGCACUCCAAAUGGAAAUGAUUAGAUACUUGGUAUCAGCUUUCCCCAUUUUGAUCAGUUACAUGAUCUUGAGUAAAAAAAAUGUUUUGUUUCAUUCCUGUACAAUAACAUUUAUAGCCUGUAGAUUUUAAGAUAUUUUUCUCGACCAAAGACAAUUUCAUAUGUUUGACUUGAAAAAAAAAAAAGAAUUAAUGUAUUUUGAAUACAAAUGUUUUAAAAAUUGAGACUAUAUAUACACACUUUUUAGUGAAUUGAGGCAAGCAGACUGCAUGCGUUCAGUUUUAAGUCCUGAUAGCACAUGAUUGUGGUGUAGAGUUGUAUUUCCCUGUGAUUGUGAAUCGUAUUGGUACGGUGUACAUCAGAUCUGUGCUGUCAUGUUGAGAGCAUCGCAACAUAUCUAUAGUGGCUUAUGUAAGAAAUGAUGGAGAGUAAUCAAUCAGAAUAACAAUAAAUCUAACUAAAUUAAUCCAGACAAUCACAACAACCAACAAACACAUUAUGUCCUUUUCUUUCCUUUUCUUUCUCCAACCAGCAGCACUCUGCAGCUCCAGCUGUUGUACUUUUCGAGAAUUUGUUUGAAAUGUGGCACUCUGUGGCAUACAGUUUAAAAGUUAUAUUUUUAACUUUUCUUAACUGUUAGUCACAGCUCUGCACUGCCAGAACAGUCAAGUUUUGUUUUUGCUUUUUAAAGAUACAUUCAUUGAUAAUGAUAUGAUGCAUUAUCACACUCUUGAUGUGACUCAUAUCCUAGACACAUUUUUAUCCUAACCAUCAUAUCUUGCGGAAGUAGGGCUGCAUCUGAUCAAUACAGUAAUGGAAAAUAGUCUAUAAGCUGUCAAAAUUAAAUAUAAGUGCUUAUCACAAGUUAUCAGAGCCCAAUAUGGUGUCUUAAAAUUACUUUUUAAAUUUUUUCCCAUUGAUCAAACAGAAGUGUUCAGUUUAUUAUAUGAAAUUGAUACAAGCAACCAAAUCCUCAAAAUUUAAAGCUCUCACCAGCAAAUGUUAAACAUUUUUACAGAUUACUUUUGUCAGUCCACACGUUUUCUGACUAAUCGACGAUUAACCAACAAAUCAUUUUUUCUGCUGGAGAAAACUGAUGAACAAUCAGACUUUGAUUCAAUCCUGGUUUUGUGUUUUUGUUUUCCAUCAUUUGCCCAUUUGAACAAUGAAGUGUUGAAAAGAUACAAACGAAACUUGAAUUUAUUUUAACAACAAAAGUUGAACAUCUAAUGCUGAUAAUACAGGGUUAACCGUGUAUUUUUCUUUGCUUGUGGAAAUAAGUUGUUUUCAGAAGUUGUCUCUUUGGUCCGUCAUAUGUUUCUAACAUGCAUGUCUGUAUUUAACAAUAUAUUUUUCUAGGAAAAUGUUUUUGUAUCUUUUCUGUUUUUUAAAACACUGAUUUAAUGUGUUGUUAUACUGGUACGGUAACUUGUUUUUUGUCCACUUUUGUUUUUGUCCCUGAGUUGUUCCCUUUACUGACUGUAUGUGGUUGUAGCUGCUGCCAAACCUCCACUUGUUGAUAGCUUGACGCAGUGUUACUGAAGUGAAUAUUGUGUGUAAUGUCCCACGAGCUGCAGCUGGCAAUAUGUUCACAUGCAGGCUGUAGGUGAAUGAACUGCCUAAUCAGAGCCAAAAUACAACUGUAAAAUGAUUGAUUUUAAGAAAUUGAUCACUGGAUGAACUUUGCCUGUGCUUGUGAAAAGUUUUCAGUUGGACUAGUUGGGGGCGGGGGGACUGGACCAAAUUUCAACAAUAUGUGGAUCUGAAUCUAACUAAUCACAGCAUAAAGAUAUUGUUUGAUAUACUGUAUAAGCUUGCAUGUCAACUCCAUUGCUUUAAUAAGGGCCAGUAAACUAGUGGUUGAUGUCCUCUGGUAGUGUGCUCAUUUUCGUAUGAAGGUGAACAUGUUUUGGGUUUUUAUUUCCAUUUGCUUGGUCACUGAACUAUGCUUUUUAUCUAUUUUAAUAAGGGAAUUUUCUCCAUUUGUUUUUCCAUGUCUGCACAUUGUCCUAAAAUAUUAACAGUCCAUGUCAGGAUGCAGUUGAGAUGCAUGUGGAAACGCAUGCGGUGGCCUGGUAGUAGUUGAAGUGCAUUAGGACCGCUGUCUUCUUGAUUUUGACAUGUUAGAUUGUGGCCAGUUUCAUAUCGUAAUUUUACCAAACUGAAAGGGACACGUUCAUAUGUGCUUUGAACUAUCAUAUGAAUAACAUCAAUCAAGGUACCAGCUCGCACAUCUGAUGUGUGUUUCUGAGCACUUCAUAUUAAAUACAGAAAUGACAAAGUCCAGGUUUAUGCAAGAACAAAAAUUGUGUCCAUUCAGUGUCUGUAACCCAAGUUUACUUUCAACGACAACGAAAUAUAAAUUACUUUUCAAAUAUGGGCAUAAAAUCAUCUUGCAUUUGUUCUGUAAGAGUUGUAGCACAGAGCACGAGUACAAUUAACAUUGUGUUUGAAGACUUCAUGGGAUGUUCAGUGCACAAUCAGUAGGUGCAGACACAUUUCCAGCUCACUUCUUCUGAAUGUCUCCAUACUGUUUUAAGUACAAUGUAUGUUCUUUUUUUAUACAUUAAAUAUUUUAUUUUCCAUGGUCUUUUCUGUGUCCAUUUGAAACAAUUUACAAUAAACACUUUGCCAACGCUU
Molecule: messenger RNA, 5865 nt
Organism: Siniperca chuatsi (mandarin fish)
Lineage: Eukaryota; Metazoa; Chordata; Actinopteri; Centrarchiformes; Sinipercidae
Gene: rasa2
Product: RAS p21 protein activator 2
Exons: 24
Coding region: 67-2535 (822 amino acids)
Biological process (GO): regulation of GTPase activity; intracellular signal transduction
Source: RefSeq, a predicted model, not a curated record